This is a messenger RNA of Struthio camelus australis, 3295 nucleotides long. The record is from RefSeq and is a predicted model, not a curated record. NCBI's taxonomy places the organism in Eukaryota, Metazoa, Chordata, Aves, Struthioniformes, Struthionidae.
AUGCAGACAGGAAUUCCACUGUUUGUUGUUGUUGUUGUUUCACAGGUUUUAGAUGGAGCAGGAUUAGAUGUUGAUUUUCAUCUACUGUCUCCAAAAGGUGAAACUCUAGUUUUUGAUCAAAGAAAAUCAGAUGGAGUUCAUACCGUGGAAACAGAAGAUGGUGAUUACAUGUUCUGCUUUGACAACACAUUCAGUACCAUUUCUGAGAAGGUUAUUUUCUUUGAACUGAUCCUUGACAACAUGGGGGAAGAAGGAGGACAAGAUCGAGAAGACUGGAAGAAGUACGUUACAGGCACAGAUCUCCUGGAUAUGAAAUUGGAAGACAUUCUGGAAUCUAUCAACAGUGUCAAAGCCAGAUUAAGCAAAAGUGUCCAGAUUCAGACCCUCCUCAGAGCAUUUGAAGCUCGUGACCGAAAUAUACAAGAGAGCAACUUUGACAGAGUGAAUUUCUGGUCUGUGGUCAACUUGGGAGUAAUGGUGGUGGUAUCAGCUGUUCAGGUUUACAUGUUGAAAAGUCUCUUUGAAGAUAAGAGGAAAAGUAGAACUUAAUAUUCAGUUUGAUCAUAAAGACAUACAGGUGGGGGGGAAGCAAUAAACUGCUACAGGAAAGAAACAAAAUAAAACGUGACCUUUCAGAUUCUUUUGAACCGCAGUAGACACAUCAGAUUUCUAAGUCAUAUGGAGUUUUUUAACAGAACGCCUUGCCCCAAGCUCUUCCAUCUUUGCAAGUGCUAUUAACAAACAAUUGUUUUUCUUGCUUGUAGCAUUUGUUAAUGAUUGUUAAUGACUACCUUAUGCAUAGCAGACAGGAUGCGGGUUCAUAUGCAAAGUAAUGUUAAUACAGUCAUCUUUGUAUAUUUGCAUAACACUUGAAAUGGUGGCUUAGAUUUGGUCUGUCUGAUGUUAAACAUUGAGUGAAUUUACAUCUGUGCCUGUGUGUUUACAAGACUGGGGCUUUCAGAGUCAUCUGUAGUUACCGUCAUUUAUCGUCAAGGCAAAGUGUCUUUAAAAAAUCCUCAGCUUUUGUUGUAUAGCAUCGUGUAGAAACACUGGGCUAACAUUGUGAGAACAAAAUUAGAGCUUUUUCAUUUUUUAUAUACAGACAGCUAACAUCAGCACUUUAAAGACAAACACUGUCAAUGUGAAACUGAGUCAGCAAUGAAAACAAUUAGAGAAAAUAGGUGCAAUUCUCAUUCAUAAAUCUUUCUGUCUUGUUUUACCAUCCCAUUUUCCUUUCUGGUUGUUACAUGAGAUCCAAGGAACAACUGACUAUAUGGUGUACAGAUGAAUGCACAUACAAAUUGAAGCAUGGUUUGUGAACUGUUCAUUAUUAUAACCUCAUGUAAUAGAUAAUUUUUCAGGAAGUCAUUUCCCAUAUUAUUUUUUCCAUUUUAUUUGCCAAUUUUUUUAUUAAUAUUUGUCUACUACAUGUCUAAAACUAAUGCAGCACUUAAUAGGAUGACUUACGUAUGCAUCAAAAAAGCAUAGCUGCGCAUCUAAAUGUUUCCUUUUUGCUCACCCUAGCAGGUCUUAGCUGUUUAAGUACAUUCUGUUAAUAUGAGCAGCGUUUGUAAAUCUAGCUGUUUGUAUGAGUAAGGAGGCAUAAAUUACGUGAGCAAUAAAUAGAGGCUUCAAAUUUUAGGAUUAAAUGAACACGUAACAUGACUUUACUAUGGCAAAGUUAUCCUCAAAUUGCUUUUAAUAGUUAGUACAGUGAGGGUAUGGAAAACUUUUGCCAAAAACCUUAAGUGAAUAAAAAUUCAUUUGUUUUAAAGGUUCAAAUUUAGCCAUAUUUACAAUGUGCGAAGUCACUGAAAUUCCCUACAGAAACGUACAAACUACAUCAUUUCAUCACAAAGUGUUUUAAAGACAAUGAGUGUAUUAGUGUUCUGCUUGUUCUUGGUUCAUCUGGGUAUUAACAGCAGAAUUGCAACUUUGAGACUUUCUGGGAUAACAUUAUUUUAGGGGGGUAAGACGGGGUCAAUAUAUGAAGAAACUUCAUUCAAAUGAAGUAGAUGCUAGCAAGGGCUACAGUACACACAAACUGCACUUCAACUUCAGACAAUGGGACCUAGCAAUAAUAUUUCUAGAUCAUUUUUAUAAAUUAAAGUAUUAUUCCUUACAGAGCUUGUUACAGAGGACUCCAAAGGCUGUUGAACUACUUGUCCCUUCUGAAAAGCUGCAUCCAAGAUAAGACUGUUCCCCUUCACAGUUCUGCAUAUCUUCUUUUUCCACAUGAUGCUUUCUAUUCUCAGCUGCUUGGAAUUGGCAAGCUUAUUCCUUUGGUCAGGACAGAGCCUCGGAAAGGUUAACUCUUUCUCCCAGCGUGGCAAAUAUUUUUCUGCCAUUUUCCCCAUGUCUCCCAGUAGCAAGGUAUCAUGCAUCUAUAACAGGACGUAAGCCAAAGCUCACUGGAGUCAACUUCAAGGUUUGGAUCAGGUCCCUUCAGGGCAGGCAUAUCAAGCUUCUUAGGGCUUUGCCCCUUUUGCUAGAAGAAAGAGGAGCUCUAUCUUCACUCGCAUCGCCAAAGUGUGAUGUUACAGACCACCUGCAAAAUACUGUAACAGCUCUGUGAAGCUGUGACUAAGACAUCUACCUCUUAUAUUUAAGCUACUAGAUUCUAGCUUUCAGCUCAGACCUCCAACAGACGAGCUCUGCCAAAUUUUCUAGAGCACCUCUCAAGGGGUUAGGGCCACACCUAAUCUGGUCUGCCUCUCUGCCAGAGGUUAUGCAUCCAGUGCCAAAACAAGCCAGAAUUUGCUUGCACUCCACUUAUCCUAGUUCAGCGUGGUAUAUUUGCUUAAGUUGCCUAUGAAUGCAGGCUUCUGAUAAGACAAUAGACUGAACUGCAGCAGCUUUUUUUAAUUAGGGACAGCAGUUUCUGGUAUAGGGAAAAUAAUGCAACAAUUAUCAGCAGAGUUCAUCUAGAUGAAAGGAUUAUUUUCUAACUAAAAGCUCUUACUGUAUUUUCUCCCCAUUCAAGUUUGGGUCAUUAUAGAAAAUUUUAAACAGGGAAUAAACUAUAAAGAUUAACUGUGCUUUGACUUUGGCAGCUGGAAAACGUUUACCAUAAAUGAAAGAUUUGGCAUUUAAACUUGCAGUUAAAUAAAAUUUCAACGGGAUUUUGAAUAGCAGAUUGUUUUUGGUUGUAUAAAAUGUACAAAGAACAUCAAUCUACAAUGGUUUCUUUUUCUUAAUGGAUUUUUUUAUUCAGAAGUAAAUGUUUUAAGACUUGCAGAUAUUGGAUAAGAUUAUGCAAAACCCUGAGAUUUUCAAUAAAUGAAGCUUAAACUUG